This is a messenger RNA of Sclerotinia trifoliorum, 1637 nucleotides long. The record is from the annotation of a GenBank genome assembly. NCBI's taxonomy places the organism in Eukaryota, Fungi, Ascomycota, Leotiomycetes, Helotiales, Sclerotiniaceae.
CUACCUACAAUUCGCUAGCUACUCGGGAUUUAAGUCCAGGACUUUGAACUUCUAGUCUUACAGCUUCUCUUCAAAAACAUACCAUUCAUUCUUCAUGGCGACAAUCGUCAAGUCAUCAUGAAUGUCCCUCCAGAGCCAGCUCUUCCUUUUCUUAAACAUAAUACUAAAUCUUGUGGAGGUAAUGCCGCUUUUCAUAAUUUCAAUAAUGAUUAUUCUCAUAUCGUCAAUCCGAAUUAUAGGAGGAGGUUAGCUUUGUCUGAAAUUGAUAAGGUGCGUAUAAUUUUAUAGUCUAGUCUUGAGGCUCGGAUGUAGCAUUGAAAUUCUCGGUACCUGCAAUUGCUAGAAGUCCUUUCCUGUUUCUAUCAUUCAUUUUCAAUUCAUCUUGACGCGUUUCGUGGAAUUUUAACUAAUCUACUAUAGGUUCCCUUUGGUUGGUAUCACAUUCGGGCUGUUGUGGUGGCAGGUAUUGGAUUCUUCACAGAUUCAUAUGAUAUAUUUGCUAGUACGUCUAAGCUAUAACUGAAGCUAAAAUUAUUUCAAAAGCUAACAUCCUCAAGUCAAUCUCAUGACAUCAAUGCUCGGAAUGGUCUAUUGGCAAGGUCCUCCCAGUUCAGGAGAGAAUUAUGGUAUUCUUCCCACGGGUAUCAAUACAGCCAUCAAAGCCGCUACUUCUGGUGGUGCAGUCAUCGAUUAAAUUAUAUUUGGAUGGUUAGCGGAUUCUAUCGGUCGGAGAAAAAUGUAUGGUGUCGAACUUGCUAUUAUUAUACUGGCUACACUGGCUCAAAGCUUGAGUUCAAGUAGUCCGGCCGUUAGCAUUUCUGGUGUGUUUAUCUUUUGGAGAGUGGUUAUGGGUAUUGGUAUUGGUAUUGGUGGUGAUUGUCCAAUGUCUGCCGUUAUUACUUCGGAGUAAGAUCUUUUCUUUUUGAGAUUGAAUAUUGGUGUUUUAGAAGUGUCUAGGCCUUCGAUAUCACUCCUUGAAUAGAUCUUCGGGACUUUGAUACUCAGCCUUUGCUUUUGUAUCUCUUUUAAGUCUUGCAAAUAUUCAGGAUACUAUUUUCAUUACUUUUUAUGCAUUCUCACUUCAUUUGAUACAAAACUGAUAUUCUCAUAGAUUUGCCCCAACAAGAUGGAGAGGAGGAAUGAUGGCCGCAGUAUUUUCCGUGCAAGGCGUCGGUUAAUUUACCACUGCCCUCAUUGUCCUUAUAACUACAUACGCAUUCAAAAACUCCCUAACAAACACAUCAAGCACAUUCGAUACCUGUGGACCAGCAUGUCAACUUGCAGCCGAUAGAGCAUGGCGAAUAAUUGUAGGAUUCGGAGCCAUCCCAGCUUGUUUCGCUCUUUAUUACCGAAUUACGAUUCCCGAACCUCCACGAUAUACUUUCGACGUGGCGCAUGAUAUUGAAAAGGCAGAUGCGGAUAUUAAAGCUUAUGUUGUUUAUGUUUGGGGAGAAGGAAAAAAAGUGCAUGAGAAGUACAUAAGAUACAUAAGACACAUACAUAUUGUAAGAAUAUCAAUAAACACAACAUGACAUGAAAGAAAAUAGUAAAAUAGUAAAUAAGGAAUAAAUAAUGAAAGAUCAUAAAAGUAUAAAUAUCCAAUGAAAUAUUUGAUCGUGAUAAACUUAUAUACUAGG